This is a messenger RNA of Colletotrichum destructivum, 1148 nucleotides long. RefSeq names its product Putative large ribosomal subunit protein eL6. Gene Ontology annotation, cellular component: cytosolic large ribosomal subunit; ribosome. Lineage: Eukaryota; Fungi; Ascomycota; Sordariomycetes; Glomerellales; Glomerellaceae. The transcript is spliced from 3 exons. Gene Ontology annotation, biological process: ribosomal large subunit assembly; cytoplasmic translation. The record is from RefSeq and is a predicted model, not a curated record. Bases 113 to 721 code for a protein of 202 amino acids. Gene Ontology annotation, molecular function: structural constituent of ribosome; RNA binding.
GAAUCGACAAGCCAGCGCUACCUCUGAACGAGAACCAACCACUUCUUCUUUUCGUUCACGAUCCCCUAUUCCCGCUAACCACCACAGCCCUCAACGAGGACCGAGAGCAACCAUGUCGGCGAAGACGGAAUCCACGACCAAGAAGUUCGGCUCGUCGACUCGGGUCGUCCCCGCCCCCUCCCAGAAGGCGCAGAAGUGGUACAACGCCGACGAUGAGCCCGAGGCCAAGAAGGUCCGCAAGGCCGUCCGUCCCUGGGCCCCUCGCAAGACCCUCCAGCCCGGCACCAUCCUGAUCCUCCUCGCCGGUCGCUUCCGCGGCAAGCGCGUCGUCCUCCUGAAGACCCUCGACCAGGGUGUCCUCCUCGUCACCGGCCCCUUCAAGAUCAACGGCGUCCCUCUCCGCCGCGUCAACUCCCGCUACGUCAUCGCCACAUCCUACAAGGUCGACGUCUCCGGCGUCGACUCCCAGAAGAUUGAGGAGAUCUCGCAACCCAAGUACUUCACCGCCGACAAGGCCAAGAAGCAGAACGGCGAGGACGCUUUCUUCAAGCAGGGAGAGAAGCCCCAGAAGAAGGAGAUCAACAGCAGCCGUGCGGCUGACCAGAAGGCCGUCGACAAGGCCCUGCUCGCCAGCAUCAAGAAGGUUGACAUGCUCGCCUCCUACCUGGCGAGUUCCUUCAGCCUGCGCAAGGGUGACAAGCCCCACGAGAUGACCUGGUAAACAGUCCUUUUCCGGCUGGUUUGAUCUGGGUUCGUUGACGUGUGGUGUUUUGUUCCGCCUGUUGCCGCGCUGCUUUCGUGACUGAAGGGUGGCAAGGCUCGGAAGGGAGAAAAAACUCGGGGAAGGGAAAUGGGAACAAAAAUAAGAACAAACAUUUUUCUUCGACCCCAGGUUUUUUUUGCGGUUGAGAAUGUGGUUGUUGUAGACGACGAAGAACUUAUGGCUACGGGCUGGGCUGGUUUUGCCAAUUGCAUUUGGAAGUCGACGGCAUCGGUCACAUUUGGCGUCUGUAAUGAGGUUCUUCAAAUCCAACACACAAAGAAGAUAAAACAUCUGGUCCACGAACACGCACUCAAUUUGUCAAUCACUCACCUACAGAGCCCCCCCCCCCAUAUUCCUGAAAAAGAUCCCUCACCAAAUUGAUAAU